Messenger RNA from Carica papaya (papaya), 1442 nucleotides. Lineage: Eukaryota; Viridiplantae; Streptophyta; Magnoliopsida; Brassicales; Caricaceae. The record is from RefSeq and is a predicted model, not a curated record.
UUCUUAUCUCCUUUCUCCGAACAUUUAAAUGAAAAUUUGACGAUAUUUUGUUUGCCUAAUCGUUUUGCAGCUACGUCUUUAAUGAGUCGGAUUCAGUGAUUUGCUUCUUCCUCUUUUUUUUUUUCCGCGCGUUUGUGUUGCUCAGUUGUCAAUCGGUUUCCGGAGUGUUUGCUAUGUUCCUCUCGAAUGUCUUCUGUUAGUUUCAUGAGUUGAUAUCUAGUGCCUUUGCUAUGUACUCCUCCGGCUUAUGUUCUUCUUGUCUCAACGAGAUGUGGUGCUUGUUCAUGUGUUUUUUUGGAAUUUUUUUUUUUCAAUUGGUAGAUUAAUCACGGAUGUAUUUGUGUUAGAUAUCCGGAUAUGGAUGUCGCAAUAGAGUAGGAUUUGAAGAGCUUCUGUUUUCAUGAAAAAUCUGGAUAUGGCUAUUGUACUAUAGCAGGAUUAAAUCAGAGGUUUUGCCCUUGUUACACAAACCUUGACGACUUUCAAAUGAAUAGAUAUAUGCACCGUUAGCUUUAUGUUUGUUGGUGUUAUUUUUCCAAAAUAAAUGUCUAUAGUGCAGUAUGUUGUAGAAACCAUCUGAUCUGGAUUGUUAUUCCAUUUUAGUACACUGGCUUGAAAUUCUUUGCUUCUAGUUUAGACAGGCGUAUAAUGCUUUGAUUCUUCUAAGCAGUUAUCUAAUUAUUAUUUUUUUCUCCCUGUGGAUAAAGCUGAUAAUAGAAAGUUUAAGGAAGUUGGAGAAAAAUGCCAUCUCUACAGACAGCGUUGCCUCCAGAACUUGCUAACAAUGUGAUUAGAUUUCGAUUGCAGCUUUACAGGGAAUGCCUUCGAAGAGCCAAAUACAUUGGUCACCAGCAACAUAACACGGCGAUGGUUGUUGAUAUGGUGAGGCAGCAAUUCAAAAGACACAUGCAUGAGACUGAUCCAGAGAAGAUUCAAAAGUUAAAGGAUGAUGCGGCAAGGGGACUUAUAAACCACAUAUUGCAUGAGUCAGAGAAGAUGUCUGGACGGAAAUUUAGCAAGAGCUCAUGAUGUUGUCAAGUGCUUGGCUGGGGAACACCUAUGGUGUAUGAGUCAAAGUUUGACUGUUAAGAACAUGACAGUCAACAAAGAUUUGGGUGUUUCUCUUAUGCUUAUUUUUGCCUUUCAUCCUCCGAGUAGUUGGCGAAACUUCUGUUUAUGAAAUUAACUUUGUGUGGCACACUUCUUAGGUCCCACUCUUUGUCUUACAGGUUGAAGCAAUAGUAAUGCACAAUAAUUUGGCGAAAGCAAGUCAGGCUCAUUCUAAGAUGUGAAGGUCAUUCAGGUUUUUAACAAGACCCAUGUUGUUUACUUCUCUACCUUCAAGAUGAAUGUCUGAACAUCAUUGGCUUCCCCCAGGCUUCUUUUAUUUUAACCCUUUUCUGAGUCUCCCACGGUGGAAUUUGGUUUUAUGUGCUUCCAAA